Molecule: messenger RNA, 1407 nt
Organism: Colletotrichum destructivum
Lineage: Eukaryota; Fungi; Ascomycota; Sordariomycetes; Glomerellales; Glomerellaceae
Product: Putative fumarate lyase family, L-Aspartase, adenylosuccinate lyase
Exons: 3
Coding region: 1-1407 (468 amino acids)
Molecular function (GO): catalytic activity
Source: RefSeq, a predicted model, not a curated record
AUGUCUGCCGCUACCGUCUUUGACUCGACGCUCUUCGGCAACAUCUUUGGAACCGAAGAGGCGCGCCAGGCCUUUUCCGAGCGUUCGUACGUAGCCAACCUCAUCAAGGCGGAAUGUGCUCUUGCCGAGGCCGAAGAGGCCGAGGGAAUUGUGCCCGCUGGUACUGCUGCCGUGUUGAGAGAGCACUGCGACGUCUCCAAGAUUGAUUGGCAGCUUCUUGCUGCGCGCACGGAGAUCGUCGGCUACCCGGUUCUGCCCUUGGUCGAGCAGAUGUCCAAGUGGGUGGCAGAAGAGACAUCCGGUUACAUCCACUGGGGUGCUACCACCCAAGACAUCAUGGACCUUGCGUCGGUUCUCCAGAUGAAGACCGGUCUCGAAAUCGUCGAGCGCCUCCUCCGCAAGGUCACCUCCACACUCGAAAAGAUGUCCGCCGCCUACAGAGAUGUUCCGAUGGCCGGCAGAACGCACCUGCAACAUGCGCUCCCCAUCACUUUCGGAUACAAGUGCGCCGUCUGGCUGGCCGGCUUCCGGAGGCACGUGAAGCGUCUCGAGCAGAUCAAGGAGAGCUGCUUGCUGGUCCAGUUCGGCGGCGCGGCCGGUACCUUGGCCUCUCUGGGCACGUCCGACAGCGGCAUUCGCGUCCGCAAGCGUCUCGCGUCCAUUCUCGGCCUGCAAGAUCCCGUCAUCACGUGGCACGUGGCGCGCGAUACGGUGGCCGAAAUCAUCAACUACCUUGCCCUUGUCGGUGGUAGCUUGGGAAAGAUUGCGUUGGAUUUGAUCAUCAUGUCAUCCAACGAGCUGAACGAGGUUGCCGAGCCCUACGUGCCGCAUCGCGGUGCCUCAUCGACAAUGCCGCAGAAGCGAAACCCGAUCUCGAGUGAGGUUAUCCUUGCGCAAUCCAAGAUCCUCCGCGCGCAAGCCGGUCUCGUUUUGGAUGGCAUGGUGUCGGACUUUGAGAGGGCGUCCGGGCCAUGGCACCUCGAGUGGGCUGCCAUCCCGACGGCUUUCAUCUCUAUUGUCGGCUCCCUGCAUCAGGCAGAGUUCGCGCUGUCUGGUCUGCAGGUCAACAAGGACGUUAUGAUGACCAACUUAAAGUCGACGAAGGGUCUGAUUGUCGCCGAGGCCGUUAUGAUGGACUUGGCAAGAUACACUGGCCGCCAAGAAGCACACGAGAUCGUUUAUAAAGCGUGUGUUGAGGCCCACGAGAACGGCAUCUCGUUACAGGAAGCCCUUGAGAAGUCGCCGCACGUCACAACCCACCUCGCAUCAGCCGAGCUUUCCAAGCUCUGCGAUCCCACGAGGUACCUUGGGUGCUGCCAGCUGAUGAUCGACGAGCUGCUUGGUCAGAAGACGGCAAACACUAAUGGGUUGGCGAAUGGCAACGGCUUAACCAACGGUAGCCAUUGA